UGCUUGGCACUGCUCUCGCCCGGCAGGAACAUCGUCUGACGCUUUUCUUCAGCAACGGGAAUUUCUGUAAACAUGAACAGCUUGAAGUUUCUGCUGUCAUUGCCCAACAAUACAUUGAAGAUCAUUCGAUGCCAUAAAUUCACUUUCUCCCCAAAGAGGACCCUCUUUGUGUCGCCACAAAUCUCUCGCAUUUAUGGAGGUGAUGUGGUGCGUGUGGGCCAGCGCUCCAGCUCCACGGCGGCUCAGGCAGAGAAGGGUGAGGACUCUUUCCUCAAAUGGUUUCUCCUGCUCAUUCCUGCCACCACGUUUGGCCUCGGAACAUGGCAGGUGAAGCGCAGACAGUGGAAACUGCAGAUGAUAGAUGAUCUGAGAAGCCUGACCACAGCCGAGCCCAUCCCCCUGCCAUCUGAUCCUAUGGAGCUGAGAGAUUUGGAGUACAGGCGUGUGAGAGUGCGUGGACGCUUUGAUCACAGUCAGGAGCUUUACGUUCUGCCGCGAUCGCCCGUCGACCCAGAGAAAGAGGCUCGUGAGGCAGGCAGACUGUCCUCCAGCGGAGAGAGUGGAGCCAAUGUUAUAACCCCAUUCUACUGCACAGACCUGGGGAUCACGAUUCUAGUGAACAGGGGCUAUGUUCCCAAACAGAAGAUCAGACCAGAGACCAGGAUGAAAGGACAGGUGACUGAUGAGGUGGAUCUGGUUGGCAUUGUGCGGCUGACGGAGCAGAGGAAGCCGUUUGUGCCACAGAACAAUGUGGAGUCAAACCGCUGGCACUACCGUGACGUGGACACCAUGGCCAAGGUCACGGGGGCAGAGCCAAUCUUCAUCGACGCAGUCCUGGAGUGCACAGUACCAGGAGGACCAAUCGGAGGCCAGACGAGAGUGACGCUGCGUAACGAGCACAUGCAGUAUAUUAUCACAUGGUACGGGCUGUGUGCAGCCACCUCCUACAUGUGGUACGCAAAGUUCAUCAAACACAUUAAAUUAUAAAUCUCUCUCUCUCUCUCUCUCUUUCUCUCCCUGCCUUUCUUUUUUGUAAAUAGCCAUCACCUGGUAUGAAGUGGUUAUUGAUUAUAUUAAAAGUAACUGGGUA
This is a messenger RNA of Chanos chanos (milkfish), 1090 nucleotides long. It is a transcript of the gene surf1, whose product is annotated as SURF1 cytochrome c oxidase assembly factor. Gene Ontology annotation, biological process: mitochondrial respiratory chain complex IV assembly. Bases 73 to 987 code for a protein of 304 amino acids. The transcript has 9 exons. NCBI's taxonomy places the organism in Eukaryota, Metazoa, Chordata, Actinopteri, Gonorynchiformes, Chanidae. The record is from RefSeq and is a predicted model, not a curated record. Gene Ontology annotation, cellular component: membrane; mitochondrion.